Anguilla rostrata (American eel) is the source of this 1772-nucleotide messenger RNA. Its product is annotated as B-cell receptor CD22-like. Gene Ontology annotation, biological process: cell-cell adhesion. The transcript is spliced from 4 exons. Gene Ontology annotation, cellular component: membrane. The record is from RefSeq and is a predicted model, not a curated record. Bases 298 to 1623 code for a protein of 441 amino acids. Lineage: Eukaryota; Metazoa; Chordata; Actinopteri; Anguilliformes; Anguillidae.
UCAGAAUGGUAUUUUGGUCCACAUAUUUUAAUAAAAACAGUUCAUUUUCUCUGCAAGCAUAAUGCUGCUUUCUAGCACAGCUUGCUACUAAGCAAGACUUCCUGUACCUGCAAAUCUCACAUUUAUUGGUGGCUACUGCCAUCUACUGACAUCAGUUAGUAUUGAAAUAGCUGACAGAGGGACAAAUGAUUAUGCAGUUAAUUUGUUUUAGUCUGCAAAUUCUUAUAUCACUGAAAAAAACAACAUAUUGUGGGAAGGUCCAAAAUAAUAUCAACAAAACCAACCACAGACAUCACCAUGCCUCCAGAACAUAUCCAGGGCUUCACAUGUACAAUUAUUGAUGUACUGUAUAAGUUUGGUGCAGUAGUUUUAAAGUUUUGUAAAUUGAAUACCUUAUCUGUCAUGCUGCCAACACAUCUGUGUUUUAAAUGUGUGUAUGUGCGUGUAUGUGUGUCUGCAUGUGUGCGUGUGUGUGUGUGUGUGUAUUUUUCAGGUGUUCUGAGCCAGAGGGGAUGGGGAGUGACUUACACCCCUGAGAGAAUCUGUGCCUUAAAGGGGUCUUCAGUAAACAUGAGCUGCACUUACUCAUAUCCCCCAUCUCACACAGUGCAGAAAACAUUCUGGGUUAUUUAUGACUGGAAUAGUAAACAGGAGGGUGAAGACCUGUCCAAGGACUCAGAGUACUCUCACCGUGUGGAGUACCUGGGGAAUAAGAACAGUGACUGCACCUUUAGAAUAAACCAGCUGAGAGAAACUGAUUCAGGAACAUACCGCUUCAGGUUCCUGACUGACCAUGUUAAUAGAAAGUAUACCAGCCAACUUGGUGUCACAUUGGAAGUUACAGAUCUACAGGUGAUGGUGAAUCCUGACACAGUGACAGAGGGACAGAGUGUGAGACUGAUCUGUAGCACCACCUGCACUCUGACUGGCAGCCCAGCCUUCAUCUGGUACAGGGACGGAUCUCCUCUGUCCUUCACUGAUCAGAGUCACCAGUUCACAGCCAGCAGUGAAGACCGAGGCAGCUACACCUGUGCUGUGAAAGGCUAUGAGCUUCAUUCCCCUGCAGUGGCUCUAAAUGUGAUUUAUCGUCCCAAGAGCAUCUCAGUAUCAGUGAGCCCCUCUGGUGAAAUAGUGGAGGGCAGUUCAGUGACUCUGAUCUGUAGCAGCGAUGGCAACCCACCGGUGCAGAGAUACACCUGGUAUAAGAAUAAUAGAGCUGUAUCCCCAUGGGGAGGAUCAGACCGGAGUUAUACCAUUAAAACCAUCACACUGCUGGAUGCAGGAGUAUACUACUGUGAGGCACGGAAUGUUAUUGGGGCAGAACGAUCUCCUCCUAAACAUCUUGAUGUGCAGUAUCCUCCGAAGAGCGUCUCAGUAUCAGUGACCCCCUCUGGUGAAAUAGUGGAGGGCAGUUCAGUGACUCUGACCUGCAGCAGUGAUGCCAACCCACCAGUGCAGAGACACACCUGGUAUAAGAAUAAUGGAAAUGAACUCUCGUGGAAAGAAUCCAGUUACACCAUUAAAAGCAUCACACUGCAGGAUGCAGGAGAAUACUACUGUGAGGCUGAGAAUGCGAUUGGGACAAAAAGAUCUCAAAUAACUCUCAAAGUGCUGUGUGAGUAAUUCUGUACUGUCAUUUAGAAUGGCUUGGAUGGGCAGCAUCUUCAGUGAAAAUAGCCUAUGCAUAUAUUUCUGAAUGCUGCAGCCUGUUUGUUAAGCUAUAAAGGAGAUGAACAUACAGUUUGAUGUACUGCUGGGUGAUAUCAUUAAAU